This is a messenger RNA of Carassius auratus (goldfish), 2814 nucleotides long. RefSeq names its product LIM and calponin homology domains 1b (gene limch1b). NCBI's taxonomy places the organism in Eukaryota, Metazoa, Chordata, Actinopteri, Cypriniformes, Cyprinidae. Gene Ontology annotation, biological process: positive regulation of stress fiber assembly; regulation of focal adhesion assembly. Gene Ontology annotation, molecular function: myosin II head/neck binding. The record is from RefSeq and is a predicted model, not a curated record. Bases 572 to 2680 code for a protein of 702 amino acids. Gene Ontology annotation, cellular component: stress fiber. The transcript has 21 exons.
UUGUGUCCCUUCAAAACAACAGAGGAACAACAAUCACUAGGGACAGGAAACUGUGCCACCCUUCCAGGUCCGCUGGAGAGAGAGAAACUGAAGGGAAGGAUCGGGGCCUUUCAUUGGAGAUGGGAAUCAGAAAGUAGCAAAUAACAGAGAUCAGGUUGCACUUUUCAACAAAAGGCACAGAGCCACCUGAAGGAGAGAGAGGCAGUCCUGCACCUGAGGAUAAUGUGGCACUCUUCCUGAAGGGUUGUUUGGAGUUAGGUUUGAAGAGCUCUCAGUUAUUUGAUCCUGGAGAUCUACAAGACACCUCUGCACGUUCUAACAACAAGCAGAGGAGUGUGCCAGCCUAAAGUGAAGCAUCAGGGACAGUGGUUACAUAGACUGCUGGGUGUACGAGCGCAGUGACUCUUUCUCCCUGCCGAGGCACGCACGAGACGACUCAAUCGACAGCCUGGACUCCAUCAGCUUGUGUUCCCAUCAAACCCCCUCGCCUGAUGGCCUACUUCUUCAUGGCUACAGCGAUGGCCGUGGCAGCGACUCAGAGUGCGACACCCCCCAGAGGAAGAUUCCAGACAUGCGCAAGGAUGACAUGCUGGUCCGACGAACUUCCUGCAGUAAAUCCCGGACUGCCAUUCCUUUCAACCAGUAUCUGCCCAAAAAAAGUAACCAGAGCUCAUACAUACCUGCACCACUGCGAUGUCCUUGCUCAGACAGAGAUGACAGCCGCAAAAGCUGGAGUAAUGCAAACUCACCUAAUGGAGGAGAAAAACCUUUCAGAUUUAGCUGCUCAUCUAGUGUGUUUGAUGAUCCAGAGAGUGUAAGCAUGAUUGACAUGAGAAGUGAGGAAGAGUCUAUGUUGCUGCCCCAUAGUCAAGUUCGACAUGAUCUCAUGCACAACCAGUACAACAAGCUGAAAGAUGAAGAAGACCAUUGGCAGGAUGACUUGGCCAAAUGGAAGAGUCGCAGAAGAAAUGUGUCCCAGGAUCUGAUCAAGAAAGAAGAGGAGAGAAGGAUGAUGCAGAGACUGUUGGGUGCAGAUGGAGCAUCACAGAGAAGGAAAAGUAUCAAGACGUACAGAGAAAUAGUGGAGGAGAAGGAGCGUCGUGAACAGGAGCUGCAAGAAGCAUACUGGAACGCCCGCACACCAGAAGAAGCAGCUUCUGUGCUGCAGCGUUAUGCCCAGCGUUUUACCAUCAGUGAGGCAGUUACUGAGUGCCUCAAACUCCCCAAGCUUCUGGAGAGGAGUGUGUCGGCUGACCCCACCCGUCACUCUUUUUCUUUGAGUGCUUCCUUAAACCCACUGCAGUACCUGAGGCAGCAGUCAGUUCCCUUGGCCAAAUUUACAUCCAUGGUUGAAGAACGAGUGACAGGAUACUGCACAGAUGAAUUCGUGGGAGAUGUGACAGGACCCUCGCGGUGUCCAAAAGCUUACAGCAGUGCUACUGCUGAAAUGAGAACAGAUAAGGUGGAUGAAAUAAUGUGCGUGACUGGAGAAAGAAAGGAUGCCAGCCAUAGCAAUAAGAAGGGAGGGCCACAGAAAAACAAAGAAGCAGAAGAUGAUUAUCUGCAGUUCUUCCCAUCUUCUUACCAACACACAGCCUCAGACAUCACAGAUACUGAUAUGUCAGGGGUCCAGCCCACAGACCAGACACUCUCAUCUAUGUGCACACAAGAGUAUUACGAGAAAGACACCGAUACAACAGAGGUUGAAGGUGGAACAGUCCCACAGGCUGGUGAUGUCGCUAUAUUCCCAGAAGUGUUGGAGAUAAAAGCAGAAAAGAUAGAUCAAGAGCAGACAGAUAAGAUACAUAUGAGUGACUCUCAAACGGCCAUGAUUCAGUUUGACUACUCUGCUGUGCAGGAAAAUAAACUAGCAACUGAGAUCCCACAGAAAUCAACAAAUCAAUCAGUACCAUCUAACCUUGAAUCAUACAUAACCAAAUCAGAUAUGGCAGAAAAAAAUGGAAAUGAGAGAAAGAUUCUGGAAGAGACCCUGACCCCUCUGGCCCCUCACUCAACGAUUGCACGAUCAGCCCUUCCCAAAACCCACAGCACUUUACAAUCCCACCCUAAGCCAGAAAACAAACAGGGGCUACAGGAGAAGCAGAUGAGCUCUGGGACUUUUAGGCAAAGAGAAGUCGGCAACAGUGAAGCAGCCCAAAGACAGACAGAGAGUUUACAGAUUUCUCCCCUUCAAGGUUGUGGUUCAUUGGGACAGAGAGGACAAGGAGACCAGAGCCAAGAAAAGCGGCCCACAUUACCAUCUAGUCAGGAUAUGCCACUGGGUAACAGACAGAGACCCCAGCAGAAUGAGACCUGGAAAAAGAAUACAUCUCAAUCAAAAUCUGGUGGACGCAAGAGGUCUGACUCUGUAGAGAACAUUGGCCCAAAUUCAUCAACAUCACCUUCAUUCACAGAUACACAACCACCUCCAUCACCAAACAGGUCUGUUAGUGGGAAGAAACUUUGUUCAAGCUGUGGUCAUUCACUUGGUAAAGGUGCCGCCAUGAUUAUAGAGACUCUCAGCCUUUAUUUCCACAUCCAGUGCUUUAAGUGUGGAAUCUGUAAGGGCCAGUUGGGUGACACCAGCACAGGAACAGAUGUGAGGAUCAAAAAUGGUCUACUCAACUGCCAUCAAUGUUAUAUCCACUCCCGCUCCUCUGGACAGCCCACAAACUUGUGAGCUCAUUGAUUUUGAGAGCAAAGAAAUCUACCCAUAAUACUGUCACCCCCAGUCCUCCCCCAAUACACAAAAGUGAAUUUUGCACCCUCAGAUUCCAGAUUUUGAAAUGGUUGUAUCUCUGACAAAUAUUGUCC